Enterospora canceri is the source of this 510-nucleotide messenger RNA. The record is from the annotation of a GenBank genome assembly. Lineage: Eukaryota; Fungi; Microsporidia; Enterocytozoonidae.
AUGAUUGCUAAGCUCCUGUGCUACCUAAACCAUCACAUCAACUCCACUGCUAUUUCAGUAGUCUUCUGCACCAUUCUACUAUGCAUUGGUAUCCAUUCUUUGCUGAUAAAAAAGCCAGAGAGAAAGAAAGUGUUUUUUGUGGGAAGGAGGGAAUCAGGGAAGACCACGGCCCUGCUUCAGAUUCUACUGAAGAAAAAAGACAGGCGAAUCAGGGCAGUGAAGAGGACGACACCGACGCUGAUUCAGCACAGCACCGUCAUCAACGACCUUGAGAUCGUCGAGGUCGAACAGAGCGACGAGAAAGACGUUUUGAAGAAGUUUUCGAUAAAUGGCAGGGAUAAGUUCAUCUUCUUCCUGCGAGAUGACGAUGAGACGUAUCCACAGCUACUGGGCAACUUCGAUAUUCAUUUUGUGAUGUGGAAGAAGGUGAAACACGAGCCACGAAAUGACAUUUUGUACCUGAAUGAGGACGCAGUUGCUCUCAUCGAUUUGCUCUAUAAGAAUUGCUGA